CACUCGACCAAUCAGAGGCCAGCAGGAAGUCUUCAUUCUUGCACUGAAAAGACUGGCGGCUCUGAACGAUGACACUCUCAUCUUAAUUUUCUUUUUAUCACCGUUAUUUGGAGUUGAUGAGAUGCAGAACAUGGUGACAGAGAGCAGAGAGGAACCACACACCGAGUUUAUCUACUGCUGCGGAGCAAAUACAGAGCUGCUCAAAUAUGGCGCCUGUCACUUACAACCCACACACAAAACUCUAAUUCUUAUCAUUCCAGGUAAUCCCGGUGUUGUGGGCUUCUACAGAACCUUCAUGCAAACACUGCAUCACACGUUUGGCUACCGCCACCCAGUGUGGGCUGUAAGCCACGCAGGCCACUGUGAACCUCCUGACUCCAUGGACAUGGUAGAAGAUGGCUCCACAGCAGCAGAGAGGGAUGUGUUUGGUCUCAACGGGCAGAUUGAACACAAGCUCACCUUCCUCAGGAAACAUGUUCCCAGAGAAACUAGUCUGGUCCUGGUUGGCCACUCCAUCGGCUGCUACAUUAUUCUGGAGAUUAUGAAGAGAGACCCUGAACUCAAGGUUCUGAAAGCCGUCAUGCUGUUUCCUACCAUCGAGCGCAUGGCUCAGUCUCCUCAGGGGAAGGUCAUGACCCCCGUGCUGUGUCACAUACGUUAUGUGGCCUACCUGCCUCUCUUCCUGCUCUCUCUGCUGCCGGACAGACUAAAAAGCAGCCUGAUCAAACUGGUGUUUGGCGGCAUUCGGUCUCUGGACGCGAGCGUCGUCCGACCAACUGUAGGUCUGCUCAGUGGAGACUGUGCAGCCAAUGCUAUGUACAUGGGUGGCCAGGAAAUGAAGAUGGUUCUGGAAAGAGACAACAUAACCAUCAAGAAACAUCUUCACAAGCUGAUAUUUUAUCACGGAGCGACAGACCACUGGUGCCCCAUGCAGUAUUAUCACGACAUGAAGCGGGACUUUCCUCAUGGGGACAUCCGACUGUGUGAGAGAGGGCUCCGUCACGCCUUCGUCCUGGACGCAGGAAGUGAAGUCGCCAAGAUGGUGGCUGAAUGGAUUCAUGGAGAUUUGAGGACAUGAACUUUUUUUUUUUUUUUUUAACGCUCUGAUCUCCAUGACAACAGUCAGCCUCCAGAGCUGCCAGCCACAAUAUUCUGUGGCAAAGAUAGAUUUUUCUAAGAGUAGCAGAGAUCAAGGAAUUUAAAUUAAUUCAUUUAAAAUGGUUUUUGUGCUAGAAAGAUAUCAAAUAUUACUUUUAAUACAAAUCAUUUAUAUAUAUAUUUAUAUAAUAUUUUGUUUGGAAUUACACUAUAAUAACACAAUAGAGCGUGUUGUAAGUAGUAAGACAACAUGAAAGGCACAACUCUAGCACUUCUCACAUUGAUGCAAGGUGAGUGUGAAUAGUUUUUUCAUGUUGCAUUUUUGCACGUGUAUGGAAUAUGGUCAUUCAUCGUAUACAUGCCUUUUUGUUUCCUCUUCUGUAUUUUUCACUGGCCAAUGUCAGUAGCUUUGCUUUGAAACAUUAGCAUCACAACUACCUACGAUUUCAAAUCAGGUUUUUUUUGUCUCUUCUCUGUCACACUUUUUGAAAUAACUUUUAUCAUUGUGAGAAAAUGCAUUUAGGAAACGGAAGGAAAAUGUCUGAAUCAUGAAUCAUUAGUCCAUUUCUGUGUGACUAUGUGCAGUUUACCUUAAAAAAACAAAAAACAAAACCCAUUUGGAGGGUUGUACUUUCUGAAAGUUCAGGAACCUCUGGUUCUGCUCCAGGGUUUUUAUUUCAGCAGCAUGACUUGAAUUUCCUGUUUUACUUGCAGUGUUUGUGUUCAUCACCUCAGCCUUUGGUCGGCAUGCUGUUUAAUUAUAAUAAAUAAUGAAUCACCGUCAAGCUGUCUACUACA
Messenger RNA from Solea senegalensis (Senegalese sole), 1896 nucleotides. RefSeq names its product lipid droplet associated hydrolase (gene ldah). NCBI's taxonomy places the organism in Eukaryota, Metazoa, Chordata, Actinopteri, Pleuronectiformes, Soleidae. Gene Ontology annotation, cellular component: lipid droplet. The coding region runs from base 122 to 1078 and encodes 318 amino acids. The transcript has 7 exons. Gene Ontology annotation, biological process: lipid storage. The record is from RefSeq and is a predicted model, not a curated record. Gene Ontology annotation, molecular function: lipase activity.